Messenger RNA from Huiozyma naganishii CBS 8797, 474 nucleotides. RefSeq names its product signal recognition particle subunit SRP21 (gene SRP21). The record is from RefSeq and is a predicted model, not a curated record. The transcript has a single exon. Lineage: Eukaryota; Fungi; Ascomycota; Saccharomycetes; Saccharomycetales; Saccharomycetaceae. Bases 1 to 474 code for a protein of 157 amino acids.
AUGUCCAUCAAACCAAUUGACACCUUCAUCACAAACGGUGUUCGGUUGUUCGAAGUGAACCCAUCGCAAUCCGCGUUUUCAAUCACAUAUAAACCGCCAGUGGUGAAAUCUGACAAAGGUGCUGAAAAGAAAGUAUCGAAGAAAUGCACUAAAGUGGCAUUCAGGUUCAAUAACGCACAUUUGGCGACCAAUUACUCCUUUGACACCAACAAAAGCAAGGACGUUUCCCGUCUGUUGAACUCCUUGGGACCCAGAGGUGUCUCUAUCGCAAACGGGAAGACAAACCCAAUAAGCAAGAAGCAGAAACAGAAACAGAUUGUAGGACUGAGCAGACUGAUAGUCAACACGGAUGUGAAGGAAUACGUAGCACCUGUGCCCAAGAAGGGAACCGCUGCAACGGCAAGUAGUAAUAAUGCUGCGACGGAAUCGCAAGCUCGUAAGAAGAAGAAUAAGAAGAAUAAGAAGAAACGUUAA